This is a messenger RNA of Leishmania braziliensis MHOM/BR/75/M2904, 4608 nucleotides long. Its product is annotated as putative zinc carboxypeptidase. The record is from RefSeq and is a predicted model, not a curated record. Gene Ontology annotation, biological process: proteolysis. The transcript has a single exon. The coding region runs from base 1 to 4608 and encodes 1535 amino acids. Gene Ontology annotation, molecular function: metallocarboxypeptidase activity; zinc ion binding. NCBI's taxonomy places the organism in Eukaryota, Euglenozoa, Kinetoplastea, Trypanosomatida, Trypanosomatidae.
AUGAGCCGGUCACAGGACGUAAAGCGCAAGGCGGCGUAUCCACCGCCGCCGGCUUACGCAACAUUACGUACAAACGUGCCUUCUUUUUCUGCCCUCCAGACCUCCGCACGAGUGAAUGCUGCCGGGGGACUGGACGGCAGUGGAACACCGCGACAGAGGCAACGGGCCGCAGAGCGUCUGCUCUUGCAGCAGCAACUACAAGCAGAGGGUGUGGUGAAGGCCAAGAGUGAUGUGCACUCCAAUUAUGGUCAUCACGGCAGAGACUCGGCUGUUUUUAUGGUUGCAGCAAAUGACGCACGGAGUCGUGUAAGCCACCCCACCCCGGGGUUAUCUAACUCUGAAUCCAUUUUCUCGUCAGCAGCCCGGCCUGCGUCCGUCUCUUCAACGCUACCUUUUGGCUUGGCGUCUGUUGUAGUGCAGAGGGUGAAGGUGCCGGAGGGACACGGGUCUAACCAACCUCCGACGUCGCAACCAUUGCGACGGACUUCGAUGGCGCGCAUCACUUCUUUACGGCCACCCGCACGCCUCCACGCGCACUCCCCACCAGUGGUGGCUCCAAAAGUGGGCCCGCGAGACUCCCUGGCGAGCGGUGUGACUACAGCUGGACGAGUUUAUGCCGCCUCAACCUCGCCUCCGUUAUCUGCAAGCGCUGAGGCUGCCUCUGCACGCGAGGCACACCCCUGCGAUGCAUCCGUGCCACGCAGAAACCGUAAUCGAAAUGCUUUACUCGCUACGGGAAUCUCGCCACGCCCACAUUCGGGUGUGGCAGUACAGGGCAGCAGCAUCAACAGCUGCAGCUCGCAGCGCAGUCUGCAACACGACACACCCAGCUUUAUCACUGUGGCUCGGCACCGACCAAACAUGGCGCCGGUUAUGCUACCCACACAGCAGCUGCUGGAGAGCGGCUACUACGUGGCCUCCGACGAGAGCGCAAACUCGAGCUUCUCCGACACGCCACAAUCGGCGCGACGCAUCUCUCUGACCAGCAGCUCCUCUCUGCGUACCACAACGCAGCGACUGGACGUGAACAGCGGCGGUGCUGUUGGUGAAGGCGGCUCGGCCACGGUGGCGACUGGCGCCUCCCUACCCGGCGUCCGCAGUCUCCGUGAUAGCCGAGAUCCCAACUGUAGUGGCCGAGGAGGCUGCAGUGACGACAACAGCGACAGCAGAUUCGAGGAGGAAAAAGACGUCGGCAACUUUGAUGAGGAGAAUGAGGAACAGGCGGUGCUGACUUACAUGGACUCCGGGGUAGAGGGGAGUCGUGCGAGUGGACCUCCCUCAUCGAACAAGGCACCACCACCGCCGUUGGCGCGUCAGGGAGCGUUGCCAGCGGACAAGAUAGGUAACGGGACCGGCGGCAACCUUGGGGACUUCAACGUGAGCGUUGAGGUCGGCGACACGGACUACGACAUCGGCGAGGAUCCGCGGAGCCGCAUGUCUGCCAGUUCGACGCUACAGCUGCACCGUCGCGGCACAUCAUCACAGCGCAACGUGACCUACUCAGUGCGUGGCUCUGCGGCGGCUGAUUGGAAUGCUCCAACGCAGACGCACCAGCCAAUCAGCAGCAGUAAAGCGAGCGGCGCACCGCCUGGAGCGACUGCGACUGCGCCAACCAAGUCAACAGCAGCCACUGCCGUGUCAAGUAUGCUCUCACAGCAGCACUCGACUGGUCACGCGCCGCUAGGGUCCACGCCUUCCCAGCACUUUGUGUCGUGCUCAUCGCACCUGCAGUCGUCGUCCACGUAUGAAGAAGAGCUCCGCGAACGGGAGUGCAAGCAGCUUAGCCUCCACGAGGCGUUCUUUCUCAACCGAAGCCGCAGUAUGUGGCUCGUCGAUGAUCACGUUUUGGCCAAGGUUCUGGAGUACGUGCGGAUUAUGGGGUACGAGCACCCCGCCUUGAAACACGACCGUAGCAAAGGCCAACCAUCGCUCUGGAGUAGCAGCAGCGCCAUCGACUCUCCCAUCGUGCUGGGCAAGCCGAAGAAGGCGACUUCAGCCUCAUCUCCCUUAGUGGUAGGUACGAGGAACGUGAACCCGCAGGUGACACAGGACAUGCACAAGUCGCCGUCGUCUGCCACCGCCGUGGUCACGGAGGAGGCUCUCGCACAAUCAAGCAGCGCAAACACCCCAUUCACUCUGCCCACAGCUGCUGGCGGUGCUUCCGAGUCCGCAGCGUUCGUAACAACGCAGUUCUACUUAAAGGCCGGCAAGCCCCGUUGUGCUGGGCAGUACGUGAAGACGUCCAAGGCGGCCGCUGCAACACACUUGUUUCUCACCUUCAGUGAGGCCAUGCGGUGGAUUGCGGAGCAGGAGUACGUUAUCGGCACUGUGCUCUUGUGUUGUGCGCGCUUUAUCGGUGAUGCAAACACCGACGGCACGGCGACUACCGGCGACACCGUGGUCGACACUGCAGCGAGGCACCAACGCCGUACAAUGCUGCAGCGCCGAAAGCCAUGCAUCCCUCUGCGGCUCCACCCGAUCCAUUUUGUGGCCUCGCUUGUGUGCUCGUGGUUCCCGCAGUGGGGUGGCAUAUCAGCCUUCGCUCGUGCCUGGGAGACGCAGAUCCGCCUGGUCCUGGGCAGCGCGUCGCCAUCGCACCAGCGCUUCUUCAAGUGCCCUGACGACGGCCUCUUACUUAGCUCCGACUGCGAGGGGGGGAACCUGUACCGGGUGGAGCGCACGGCUGAACCGUACUGCUUUCUAAUUUGGCUGGAGCCGGAUCAAGGGAGCGACAAGCGAAUUUGGUUCUACUUCUCUGUGGUGGGGGCGAAGGAGGGGCGCAGGCUUCGGUUUCGGCUCAUGAACGCGGCACCGCACGUGAAGUUGUACCGACAGAACGGGAUGAUGCCAGUGUGGCGUGAUGGGCUGAGCCAGCCAAACUGGGGGCCCGUGGACUCGUGUUCCUUUCGCACAACAAACCGGGACUUGGACGGCGAAGUGUCCUUCUCAGUGACCGCCCGCAACUCCACGGAAACGAUCCAGAUCGCCUUCUGCGCACCGUACACGUACGCCAACUUACUCUGCCACAUAUGCCACUGGCACGCCCUUGUCAAGAGCAGUGCGUGCGACAUGCGAUUUGAGGAACGGGUGCUAUGUCGGAGUCCGGAGGGGCGAAAGCUUCAUUUGCUCAUUGUGACCAGCCGCUCCAGCUGCGUACCAGCAUCAGCGGCGACCGAGGAUAAAAAGAGCACUGCGGACGCAACGGUUUCCGGAAGCCAAGGCGACGCUGGCCAGAGUGGCGAUGGCUUGGUGACGACAGGUGGCAGCUCGUCCAGUGACUGGACAUCCCCUGCCAUCGGGAGCCCUACCACGACAACCCCAUCCGGGAAAGGCAAGGGCGGUGCCGCAAAAGAAGCGGUGCGCGGCCCAUACGCCAAUUUUGCCUCUGGCAAGAAAGUUGUACUUGUCAGUGGACGUGUGCACCCUGGCGAGGUGACAGCGUCGCACGGUGUCCACGGCCUCAUAUCUUUCCUGCUCUCCAGCGACGCUCGUGCGAUCCAGUUGCGUGAGCACUUUAUCUUCUUCAUUGUGCCGAUGCUCAAUCCCGACGGCGUCAGCCGCGGUCACUCCCGCAUGGAUCAGUUCGGCAACAACCUAAACCGCUGCUACAAUGACCCAGAUGCGGAGACUCAGCCAACAGUGCUCGCGCUGCGGCGCGUGUUCGAGCACUUGCAGCAAGCGUAUCGCGAGCGCUUCAUCAUGUACCUCGACUUCCACUCCCACGCCUCGCAAUCCAGUGGCUUCAUCUUUGGCAACAAUCUGCCCGUGUCAGUGCAGCACUGGAACCUCUUCUUUCCGCGAUUGGUGGAGCUGCACGCGCGUCAUGUGUUUGCCUUUAGUCUCUGUCGCUUCGGUCGCGUGCAUAUGACCACGAAGGAUGGGACCUCGCGGGUGCUGUUCGGUAGCAGUCUCAUCCACAGCUACACAGUAGAGCUGACGCACUUCACGGACCGCCGCCUCUACGCGGACGAUUUCACAGCGAUGAACAACGGCAGCAACGUACUUUUUGAGGUGACGUGGCCGCCACUACACCGGUCGGCGGGGCAGGCCUGCCCCGCCGACGAGGACGCCGACGGCGCGCAGGCCGCGACGAACGGCGCCGCAGAGAGGUCGGGCAUCUCCACCCCGUCCUGUGCACGUGGCGUCGGCAAGUGGUCUGGCUCGUCGCUCCCCGGCCGCGGGCGGACAUGCCGGUCGAACUCUGAGGGGGCGGUGGGUUAUCCCACGAGUGGCUCCCUGCCCAGGCAGUGCCCCGGCGCCGCCGUGGGGAGUCACAAGCAUGGUGGCUGGACCCGGGUCGGCGAGCACCGCAGUGGCCAGUCUUCUGCUUCUCAAACUGGCAGUGCCAUCGCGCCGCUGUUUCUGCAACCCAUCUCCACUCCCACUAUCCUUUGUCAGAGUGCGGAGGUAGGGCAGGCGUGCCUGUUGGCGCUGCGCGACUACUGCUCCAUCGGGGCCCGUCCGUCGCCGGAGCUGACGAUGGUUGGCGGCAUGGAGGCCGUGCUGCGUGAUUCGAAGCGCCAAGUCAAGCAAGACUCAUCGAAGGGCAAGAAGUCCCAGUCAACCACCACCUACGCCGGAAUGCAACCCAUCUACAAGCAGUACUAG